GAUGUAAAAAUUCAAGAAGAGAAAAUAAAACAAAAUUGUUUCAUUAUUAUAAGAAUAAUGAAGAACACAAAAGUAAUGUUUCCCUCUUAUUUUUAACUUUUGAAAACGCCAGAGUGGUGUAUAAUAAAGAAAAACCGGCGUCGUUUGCAAAAAAGAGGAAAAAAAAACAAAAGCCCGACUUUGAGUUGGAGCCAUUGUUUCACCGUAGCACUGUCGGAGCUUAGUUGGUGCAGAGCGAACGAGAGAGAGAGAGAGAGAGAGAGAGAGAGAAAGAGAUAUGGAGAACAAGAGCGGAUCCUCGAGACAUUCGGAUUUCACAAAGUCGUUUAAGCUUGCUAUUCGCUCCCUUCUCACUUCCUGCUCUAAACAGGACUUUAUCAAAGCAUUCUCUGACUGUAACACCAAAGAGCAAGAAAGUCUUCACCGUCUUUUUAUCCAGGUCAUUACUUCUCUGCAUCAGAUGACAGAGGAUGAGUUUGAGUCAUUAGGCCUUGAAACACAGGUGGGAACAACUCUUGAUACUGUGGACCAACUUUUGGAAGAACAACAUAUGGACCCUUUGUUUUCAAAAGAGACGAAUGUAAUGGAUGUAGUGCAUAGUUUGUCAAUUGCAAAGGAAAAUGAGAUUCAGUGCUUGAUGAGCAUGCUUGAAAGGGCUGAAGAACAGCGUCACCUCAUCCGAGCUCGUACAGAACAACUUAAGAAAAGAAGACAAGAUGUCUCUAGCCCGACAGAUGUUAAGAAGCUGAGAAGCAGGGUUUUAAGUUACUGGACAUCCAGUGAUGAACUCUAAGAUGUCCCUGGUGGAGUAGAUAGAUUUGUGGUAGUCUGGAGCUGCUGUGUGAGCGAGGUAUAUGUAUAAGUUUAUAAAUUAAUUAGUAUAUUUGUUGCUGGAUUGUUGGAUAACUACAUUCUGUUCCAAUAGAAAUGAAAGAUAUAGUCAGUAGUAUAUUAUUUUC
This is a messenger RNA of Ricinus communis (castor bean), 959 nucleotides long. RefSeq lists its product as uncharacterized. The record is from RefSeq and is a predicted model, not a curated record. The transcript has 8 exons. NCBI's taxonomy places the organism in Eukaryota, Viridiplantae, Streptophyta, Magnoliopsida, Malpighiales, Euphorbiaceae. The coding region runs from base 278 to 793 and encodes 171 amino acids. Gene Ontology annotation, cellular component: MIS12/MIND type complex. Gene Ontology annotation, biological process: chromosome segregation.